ACCAUCAAAUUUGCAGCCCCUCUGGAGUAGUGUCCCCCGAUAAAUAUCGACCCCGCGGCCAUUCAUUCCCUGGGCUCUCACCACAUCACUUUAAGCUAUAUAUUAAAAGUUUGCAAAAUGCAAAAGUUCAAAAUAACGCAGCCAUUCCUCGACCUCAAAUGCGGCCUUUCAGAGGGACCGUUUUACGAACAAUCAACCAACACCCUACGUUUCAUCGAUAUUGCCAAACGCCAUACGUGGUGGGUAGAUCUGAACGUAGGCCCAUCUUCUGCUAAGAAAUUUGGUUACGACAUUUCAUUCGGUGUGACUGCGAAUCUCGCAUCAUCAAAAGACAGCUUUCUCUUUGGUGGAAAGCAUGGGGUCGGAAUAGCUAAACGCAACAGCAAUGAAUACAGAUAUAUCCAGCGCUUUUGGAACGAUGCCGAAACUUCUAAGGGCUAUGAAAAUAUCAUGCGCGCGAAUGAUGGCGGCGUUGACAGCCAGGGUCGCUUCUGGGUCGGCGCAAUGAACGAUCCAGCUGUCACUAAUGGCAAAUUUGAUCCUGUUGGCACCCUCUUCCGUCUCGAUAUAGACGGCUCCUUCCAUCGCAUGCUUGAAAAUGUGACUAUCCCAAACGGGAUCUCAUGGAGUUUAGAUGACAAGACCAUGUACUGGACUGACACUCCCACCGGAAAUAUUUACGCAUUUGACUUUGAUGCUUCUACUGGCAAUAUCACCAAUCAGAGAGUAUUUUGGCACUCAGAUGAAGGCGGACCUGACGGACACGCCAUGGAUGAAGAAGGAAAUCUUUGGGUUGCGCUUUGGGGUGCAUGGAAAGUUGUCAAAGUUUCACCGAAAGGAAAAGUGACAGCUGAAAUCGAGGUACCAACAAGGUGUCCAACUGCUGUUGCUUUUGCCGAUGAAGAUGUUUACAUUACUAGUGAGGAGGAUCCUGAGGUUGACAAGUAUCCUGAAUCUGGGAAAUGGCAUGGAGGAGUUUUCAAGUGCCAUGUUGGCGUUCGCGGCAGAAAACUGUUUGAUGCACAAAUUCCAUGCUAAAUGAAUAUUUUAGAAAUUACAUAGACGGCUUCUUUCACAGUGGGCUACAAGCUGACAUGGAAGCAUUCAA
This is a messenger RNA of Talaromyces proteolyticus, 1108 nucleotides long. RefSeq lists its product as uncharacterized. The record is from RefSeq and is a predicted model, not a curated record. Gene Ontology annotation, molecular function: gluconolactonase activity; calcium ion binding. Gene Ontology annotation, biological process: L-ascorbic acid biosynthetic process. The coding region runs from base 118 to 1038 and encodes 306 amino acids. The transcript is spliced from 5 exons. Lineage: Eukaryota; Fungi; Ascomycota; Eurotiomycetes; Eurotiales; Trichocomaceae.